AUGAGUGAUAAUAUAUUAGUAUAUUUGAAAGUUAAACCAGAUUAUGAAGAUGAAGGGGGACUUACUAUUUAAGAAAAUACAGUUAAAGUAAUCUCACAAUCAUCCUUUGAAGAAAAGACUUAUUAAUUUAAUGCCAUCUUUUAAGAGAAUCACGAAUUACAACAACAUUGCAUUCCCAUAAUUGAUUAAGCUAUAAGAAAUCAAUAGAAUGCUUGCAUUAUAACUUAUGGAUAAACAUAAAGUGGAAAAUCUCAUGCCUUAGGCUUUUCACUCCAUAAUGAAGGAUUAUUACAUACAUUCCUUUAAUAUCUGUUUGAACAAAUGUAAAUAUAAUAAGUGUCUAUUUCAAUGCUCUAAUUAUAUAUGCAAUCAGCUAUUGAUUUAUUAAGCUAAGAUAAAACUCUUAAAGAAUUGAGAAUAAGAAAUAAGCAGAAUGAAACUUAUGUUGAAAAUUUAACUGAGGUACUUGCACAAAAUUAUCAAGAAUCCUUACUUAUAUGUUAAGAAGGAAUCUAAAAAACAUAAUUCUCAAAAUUACAUACUAUCUUAACACUUAAAGUUAUGAAAUCUAAAAUUCAAUUUGUUGAAAUUUUAGGUAACAAUUCCAUAAAUGCAAAAUCUCCAUAAUCUAGUAAUUGCAUCACAGCUCUACUUAAAGUUUUCAGUGCCCUUCUCAAACAAUAAUAAGGAACUUAAUAAUAAGUAUUUAUUCCUUUUCGAGAUUCUAGUUUAACUAUGCUUCUUAAAAAUUAAUUAACACCUCCUUCAAAAAUAAUUGUUAUUGGUACUAUUCUUCCUAAAAAUUCUAUUGAAACUAGUUAAACUAUUAAAGCAUUAUCUUCAUGUAUUAAAGUAUAUCCACCUUAAGACAAUAUUAAUAAUACUACUUAUCAUAACAAUGCAUCCAAGGCUAGAAGUGUAACACCAACAAUUACUAAACAAAAACCAUAAGAUAUAAUUGUUAAUAAUGGAUAGUAAUAAUAAUAAUAAUAAUCUAAUUAAUUAUAAUAUAAAGAAUUAAGUGAAUAUUUAUUAAAAUUAUUAACUAAAAUAAAUUCACAUGCUUGUAAACUUAUAAAUUAAGAAUGCUUAUAACAUAUUGAUAUAAAUUAAAACUUAGAUAAAAUAAUUUCAUAAGUUCAAUAAGUUUCACAUUAAUUAUUAUAAAUUAUAAAUGGAAAAAUAACAUCUUAAAUAAAUUAGGCUAAAACAGAUGGUUGGUAAAAGGCUUUAAAAUUUUUAUACCAUACUUAUGAAGAAGAAAUAUAACGUGAAGAUAAAUUACUUAAAGAAAAAUUAUUAUAUAUUAUAAAUGAAGAAGAACAAUAUGAUUUGGAUAAUCUUAGGAAGAUUUUAUUUCCUCCUAAAUAAGAAUAUACAAAUUCUUUGUUUAAAACACUUACAACACUGAGAAAAUAUACAAACACUAUUCAAAUUCCACUUAGUCGAGAAAAUUACAGGAAUUAGUUAACAAACGAUAUCAUGUAAAAAGAAUUAGGAGUAAUGAGUAAUUAGAAUUAUGAAUCUAGUGGGAAAUAAGAAUUAACUAGUGUAUAAUGAAAUAUUAUAAUAUAGUUCCAAAGUUAUACAGAAAAUUUAAUGAGCAAAUUUAAAUGGUAAAGUGCCUAAAAGUAGGACUAUUAUGGAUAUUAACCUUGA
Paramecium primaurelia is the source of this 1659-nucleotide messenger RNA. NCBI's taxonomy places the organism in Eukaryota, Ciliophora, Oligohymenophorea, Peniculida, Parameciidae. The record is from the annotation of a GenBank genome assembly.